AUGAAUGUUGUAAGAUCGGCAGGUGGACGUCACAAUAGUGACAGUUACAAAGCUGAGAAUGAAAAUGCGACGUCAACUCAUCCAAUAUCACGGCCAACUUGUUCAAUAACGGAAUUAAUGAAAAAAACUAAUUUUUCAAAAGAAGAAAUUCGUCAUCUAUAUCGAACAUUUAAACAAGAUAGUCCAUCAGGACAAGUAACCAAAGAACAGUUUGCUUCAAUAUUUUCAACACUAUUUCCAACUGGUGAAUGUUAUCGUUAUGCGAUAUUUCUUUUUCAAAAUAUUGAUCGAUCAAAUACGAAUAUAAUUCGAUUCGAAGAUCUUGUUACAACAUUUUCUUUACUUGUUCAUGGUUCCAUUGAAGCUCGUCUUGGUUGGAUUUUUGAUUUAUAUGAUAUAAAUAAAGAUGGAAUAAUAACAAGAACGGAAUUAUUUCAAUUGGUUGCAUCAAUAUUUCAACUUAUAAUGCCUGUUGGUAAACUUAAUUAUGCACCAAUUAUGAAUGCUAUCCAAGAACGAACUGAUGAAUUAGUUGAUGCUUGGGAUAUUCAUGGAAAUGGUCUUGUACAUAAAGAAGAUUUUCUUCAAUAUUGUUUACAGAACGAAACAAUUAUUCGCUCCGUCGAUAAACUUACAUCAGGCAUAUGUUUAUAA
Messenger RNA from Rotaria sp. Silwood1, 654 nucleotides. NCBI's taxonomy places the organism in Eukaryota, Metazoa, Rotifera, Eurotatoria, Philodinida, Philodinidae. The record is from the annotation of a GenBank genome assembly.